CUGCUCAUGCAAACCAUAGAGUACCGGAAAAAAGAGUGAACGGAAGUGUCAGAAGAGGAAAGCGAGUGCAGUUUGGUUCACGUUAAGAUGACAACCUUAGUGCUGGAUAACGGAGCCUAUAAUGCCAAAAUCGGUUACAGCCAUGAAAAUGUGUCGGUAAUUCCUAACUGUCAGUUCAGGUCAAAAACGGCACGUCUUAAAACUUUUACCGCCAACCAGAUAGAUGAAAUAAAGGACCCUUCUGGACUCUUUUAUAUUCUUCCUUUUCAGAAGGGCUACUUGGUGAAUUGGGAUGUUCAAAGACAAGUUUGGGAUUACCUUUUUGGAAAAGAAAUGUAUCAGGUUGAUUUUUUAGAUACCAAUAUUAUUAUCACAGAACCAUAUUUUAACUUCACAUCAAUUCAAGAAUCAAUGAAUGAAAUCCUAUUUGAAGAAUAUCAGUUCCAAGCAGUCUUAAGAGUAAAUGCUGGUGCUCUCAGUGCACAUAGGUAUUUUCGAGAUAAUCCUUCCGAAUUAUGCUGUAUCAUUGUAGAUAGUGGAUAUUCCUUUACACAUAUAGUUCCUUACUGUAGAAGUAAAAAGAAAAAAGAAGCAAUUAUUCGGAUAAAUGUGGGAGGAAAACUCCUAACCAAUCAUCUAAAGGAGAUUAUAUCUUACAGGCAGCUACAUGUUAUGGAUGAAACACAUGUGAUUAAUCAAGUGAAAGAAGAUGUAUGCUAUGUGUCUCAGGAUUUUUAUAGAGAUAUGGAUAUUGCAAAGUUGAAAGGAGAAGAAAAUACAGUAAUGAUAGACUAUGUUUUGCCUGACUUCAGUACAAUUAAAAAGGGCUUUUGUAAGCCAAGGGAAGAGAUGGUGUUAAGUGGAAAAUAUAAAUCUGGGGAACAAAUUCUUCGUCUGGCCAAUGAGAGAUUUGCUGUUCCAGAAAUACUCUUUAAUCCUUCUGAUAUAGGCAUUCAAGAAAUGGGUAUUCCAGAAGCUAUUGUCUAUUCAAUUCAGAACUUACCUGAAGAAAUGCAGCCGCAUUUUUUUAAGAACAUUGUUUUGACAGGAGGAAAUUCCCUUUUCCCGGGAUUUAGAGAUCGGGUUUACUCAGAAGUUCGAUGUCUCACUCCAACAGAUUAUGAUGUUUCAGUUGUGCUGCCUGAAAACCCUAUUACUUAUGCCUGGGAAGGUGGAAAAUUGAUAUCAGAGAAUGAUGAUUUUGAAGAUAUGGUAGUAACAAGAGAAGAUUAUGAAGAAAAUGGACAUAGCGUCUGUGAAGAGAAAUUUGAUAUUUAAGAAACAUUCUGAAUUAAAGUUUUGAAUGGCUGUGAUCGAAAGGUUUAAUUUCAGUGUUCUUUUUAAAGUAGGUUAAAGAUCUGUGUUACCUUUCAUCCUAAGAUUAGAUCUUAAACUUAUGUGAAUACUUUGAUUCUCAGCUAAUUUUCAAAGGUUGCUUAGCUAAGUUAUUACAGUAAACUGUAUCUCAGCUCAUAUUUUCACUUAAGAGUUAGACUACCAUAACAGUGCUUACACUAUUCCUGAGACUAGGUUAUCUUUCAUUAGAAGAGUAAAUGCAUUUUGAAUUUAAUUCUUUAUAGCUGAGAGCGCAAACAUAACUGUCUCACUGGUCAGUUUUCCUUGGAAAGCUGUUUUGUGUUACUAUGAAUAGGGAGGGAUUGGCUAAAAUGUUUUCUGGCUGAUAUAAUUUCUCUUUUAGAACUAAGUAGUUUAUAUAAAAAUUGCCAUUUUCAUUCAUACAUACUAAAGUUGGGAAGACUAAUCUUAUUUGUGUUUAACAUUUGGUUUUUAUUUAGAAUAAAUUGGAAAGGGUGGAAACUAAAGCCAAUGUAUUAAAGUGUUUUUUGAUCAGUA
Messenger RNA from Felis catus (domestic cat), 1854 nucleotides. RefSeq names its product actin related protein 6 (gene ACTR6). Gene Ontology annotation, cellular component: Swr1 complex. The transcript has 11 exons. The record is from RefSeq and is a predicted model, not a curated record. Lineage: Eukaryota; Metazoa; Chordata; Mammalia; Carnivora; Felidae. Gene Ontology annotation, molecular function: nucleosome binding. The coding region runs from base 88 to 1278 and encodes 396 amino acids.